Brachypodium distachyon (stiff brome) is the source of this 4285-nucleotide messenger RNA. RefSeq lists its product as uncharacterized. The transcript has 3 exons. Lineage: Eukaryota; Viridiplantae; Streptophyta; Magnoliopsida; Poales; Poaceae. The record is from RefSeq and is a predicted model, not a curated record. The coding region runs from base 926 to 3868 and encodes 980 amino acids. Gene Ontology annotation, molecular function: ADP binding.
CUAUGUAAGUUCCACUUUACAACAGCUUUACUCCUUGACACAAGCAGCUUUGUCCUCUUUCAGUUCCACCCUAUUGUCUACAUCUCAUAACUCCAUUUGAAUCUGCCAACAAGUUGUAUAACCUUACAAUAAUGGGUUGUAUGGGCACCUGAUUGGUGUCAACUGUCAAAUAAAGAAUCAAGUCUGGGAGCAAGUUGGCAUGAUUUUAUUACACUGGUAAUUAUUUGUACAUAGAUUAGCGUGUCCAAGUUAACCGGUUUUGGGCUGAUCAAUGAUCAUAAAUAAAGUUGAAGUACCGAGUAGUCGAGUACUAAAGUUAAACAGUUUUUCUGGACCAGAUUGAGUGAACUGUACUUAUAUUUCAGAAGAAACACUAAUAGAAAACCAGUUCUGACUUCUGAGCAAAAGUAGAAUAAAAUUACAAGCUGCUUCUAGGGCUGUAUUUUUUUCCCUACCUUCCUGCGUUUUCAUUGGCACAUGAGUGCAGGCCAUAGCAACAGCACAUGUAUUUUCUUAUGCACAUAGUCCAAUACUUGACUAGAUGCUGACACGUAGCGAGAAACAUUCCUGGUAUAUACCAUCAGCGUAUUCUCAGUUCCUUCUGCUUCAUUUUGUCAGGCCAGCAAAUUGACACACUGUACACGUAUGCUUUUGUUUUUUAAUUUUUAUUUUGAUGUUUUGGGGGGACUAUGUAUGUGAAGUUGGUGGAGACCUACACAAGAGCCUUUCACCUCUGGUUUGAUCUAAGCCGCAUUAGGCUCCAAGAUCAGGACAGUUUUGCAUGCAUAGGCCAUGAAGGCAGGGCCCACCCAUUCUCUAUUCUCCACUGAUAAUCUCUUCCGUCUCCGCCUCCUCAUUGUGUGUAUAUAAGACACAAUGUGGAGAGCACGAACCAAGGCAAUCCUUACGGUAGAUAGCAACUACGAUGGAGACCAUGUCAUAUCCUUGUUCCCCUCUUCUCUCCUUCCCUACACAUGAAGAGAAUAACUUUGUCCUAUGGUCUCCUCAAGUAGCCCUCCAUGAGGACGCCACCAUCCAUGUUGAUCCUUCCACUCAUCAGCUACAUGAUUGUGGGUUCUUGGACACCAUGGCUCUUGAUUAUUCUAACGACUGGCAUCGUCAAGAUGCUUCUGAUGUCGGUAUGUUCAUCGAUUGUGAUGAGCGGAUUCUGGGCCAGGAGAACGGCGACUUGAUGGCGAUCCAAGAGGAGCUCAUGGAGGAGAACAGUUUAACUGAUCUCCUUCUCACUGGUGCAGAGGCAGUUGAGGCGGGGGAUUCAAGACUUGCCACGGCAGUGUUCUCGAGGCUUGAUGGCCUCCUCCUUGGCAUCCCUGAAAAUGCAGCAGUCGGCUCUUUUGAUCGCCUGGCAUACCACUUUGCCCAAGGUCUGCGGUCCCGGCUCUCCAGUGCAAACACCAGGUGCCCUCCGCCAGAGCCACUGCCAUCUGAUAGAAUGUCAGUGCAGCAGAUUAUACAAGAGCUGUCGCCUUUCGCCAAGUUCGCGCACUUCACUGCCAACCAGGCCAUUCUAGAUGCCACCAAGGGCGACUCGGAUGUGCACGUCGUCGACCUGAACAUCGGCGAGGGUGUCCAGUGGCCAUCACUCAUGUCAGACCUUGCCAGCCAUGGUGGGAGGUCAUUCCACCUCACGGCGAUCAUAACAGAUGCUGACUACAGCUAUGACGUUCACCAGGCAUCUGCGCGGCGGCUCUCGGAGUUUGCCGACUCCUUGAAACUUCCCUUCCAGUACAACUCUCUCCGUAUACACAGUGAUGAAGACCUGCAUGAUUUCUCCAAAAGCUGUAACGGCCCAGUGAUCUUCUCAUGCGACACGACAAGUAUGACUUACAAGUUGCUGGGGAAGUUACGGACAAUCCUACCUGGCUGUGUUAAAAUGUUAAGACCUAAGUUAAUGGUCAUCGUUGAAGAGGAGCUGGUUGGAAUCGGAAAGGAAGCAUCUGUAUGUAACACCUCCUUCGUCGACUUCUUCUUCGAGGCACUGCACCACUUCACCACUGUGUCCGAGUCAUUGGCUAGCUGCUUCAGUGGUGGUAAUCAUGGGUUGUGCCUGAGACUUGUGGAGAGGGACAUGGUGGGGCCAAGGAUACAAGACUUCGUGGAGCACUAUGGGCCUGUGACACUUGAGCCAAAUGCUCCUGGGGUUUUGGAAAGGUAUGGGGCUUUUUCAUCUCAGCUCAGCAUGGAGGUUCUUAUAUCUGCAGUGGCAGGUGAUCUUAUCAGCAGGUUCAUCUCUUUCCUGGCACAAAGUUAUGGCAGUCAAACUUGUGAAGAGGAUGAUCCUAGGAGGCUGGAGAGCUUGUUUCGAAGGAUACAAACUGUUGUUGAGGAAGCAGAGGGGCGGCACAUCACAAAUCGAGGAAUGUUCCUGCAGCUGAAGGCACUCAUUGAGGGCCUCAGCAUGGAAGUUCUGAUUUCUGCAGUCGCAGGUGAUCUUAUCAGCCGGUUCAUCUCUUUCCUGGCACAAAGUUAUGGCAGUCAAACUUGUGAAGAGGAUGAUCGUAGAAGGGUAGAGCACUUGUUGCUAAGGAUACAGAUAGUUGUUGAGGAAGCAGAGGGGCGGCACAUCACAAAUCGAGGAAUGUUCCUGCAGCUGAAAGCACUCAUCGAGGGUGUAUAUCUCGGGUACUACAUGCUCGACAGGCUCAAGCUUGAGUCCCUUGGAGAAGAGAUCGUCGACGUUGCUGAGGUGAGCCACCAGAGCCAAUCCUUCGCUGUUUCUACUUUUAACACUGCCAAGCGCCUUCGUUUUCAUGCUGCUGGAACAAAAAGCACGAGAAAGUUGAAAGGUGUUCUUGAGUGUUUAGAGACUAAGAUCACAGACAUGAGAGAGUUUGUCAUGCUCCUCGGCAACUGCCCUCGCCUGCCUCAUCAGCCUUACAGUACAUAUAUGUACAUCGAUAAAUGUAUGUUUGGCCGCCACAUUGAGAAAGAGCAACUCAUCAACUUCUUGCUAUAUGACAGUCACGAUUUCACAGAUUUAAGCAUCCUUCCGAUCAUCGGCCCGCACAGAAUUGGGAAGAAAACUCUGGUGCAACAUGUUUGCAAGGACAAGAGGGUGCACGAUCAUUUCUCCCACAUGUUUUUCUUUAGAGGUGAGGAUCUACGGAAAGGAGAGUUCUUGGUGAACUGCAAGGCAGCCUCAGGGAAAUACUUGUUUGUUGUUGAUUUCAGUCGGGAUGUGGAUGAGGCAGCAUGGACAAAGUUCCGAUCAUACUUGAAGGUGCCAAGUACUGGGACUAAAAUUGUAUUGAUAGGCAGGGCAGAGCAAGUUGCCAACUUAGGGACUGCUCGACCCAUCAGGCUGAAGUGUUUGUCUCAAGAAGAAUACUGGUACUACUUCAAGGUACUUUCCUUUGGAAGCAUGGACCCUGAUGAGCAUCCGAAGCUAGCAUCUCUAGGCAUGCAGCUUGCUACUGAACUUAAUGGGUCUUUUCUUGCUGCAAAUAUACUUGGCGAGAUACUUAGAACUAACCCUAAUGCUCCAUUCUGGCAAAAGGUAUUAUUGAGCAUAAAAGAACUAGUGCGGGAGCACUUGAUGUCCUUUGGCACACACCCAGAGGACCUCCUUGAGAGAAAUUCUCCAAUCAGUUUCACUAAAGUGGCGUUAGUCGGUGGUCAAGCUCAACGAUAUCUGGUGCAUGACCUUAGGGAGGCUAGCUCUGCACAAGGUGAGCUGCCACGACUGACAUCACAAGAGCUACUGACGGGUGGCGAUAUCCCCGCUGAAGAAAUGUUUGAGGUGCUGGUGUGGAGAUCUCGGAUCCCACCUUACUGCGACUAUGUUGUUACUUAUGAGAAAGAGAAACCAUCCCGCAGGGUCAGCAAGAAGAAGAAUCUGGCAUUGUGAAAAAUAUCAGGACAAAUGUGAAUUUGGCAAAUGGAUCUGCUGGAACGAACUAUACACAUGCAAUUGAUAUAUAGGAUAUGUAAAACGCAGUCAAUUACUAUUGCUACUUUCAGCUGUGUGUGCCAUAGAAUCCUCAGGAAGAAAGCUGUUCACCAAAUUAUUUUGUCCUUGUUGUUGCCUUAGACAUAAUUGAUUCACCCCAGAGUAGUCCUAUCUUUUUUUAUUUUGUCAAUUCUUAAAAGAAAGUAUGGACAACUCUUUUCUGGUGAAGACUCAUCUAUGUAAUUCCAUAAUUCUUGUUUCAAAUUUGCCCAAAAUUGGAUGUAUCUAUUCCUAAAAAGUGUCUAGAUACAUGUAAGAUUCCGACAAGAAUUAUGGAACAGAGGUAGUAGUUUGCAAUGAAGAGUUUUUAUGAAA